Messenger RNA from Eimeria necatrix, 216 nucleotides. RefSeq lists its product as hypothetical. The record is from RefSeq and is a predicted model, not a curated record. The transcript has a single exon. Gene Ontology annotation, molecular function: ubiquitin-like modifier activating enzyme activity. The coding region runs from base 1 to 216 and encodes 71 amino acids. Lineage: Eukaryota; Apicomplexa; Conoidasida; Eucoccidiorida; Eimeriidae.
AUGUCGGGGGCCGGCGCAGCUGGAGCUGGCGCAGCAGCAGCGCCAGCAGCAGCAGCAGCAACAGCAGCAGCAGCAGCAGCAGCAGCAGCAGCACCAAUCGACACAGACCUCUACAGCCGCCAAAUUGGCACUCUUGGAAUGGACACAAUGAAGAAACUUGUGCAGCUAAAAGUGCUCGUUUCCGGGCUGAACGGCGUGGGCGCGGAAUGCGGUUAG